AUGCGUGGGUCGGGUGCAUUGACAGCGCCGAAGACAUCACCGAAACACUGCGAGCUAAGCAUCGGCACGAGUGUCCGCACCCAUACCGCCGCCCACGACAUGACCGAUAACUUCAACUCUCACUCCAAUGAGACCAAUGCCGCCAACUCGGAGGCCCAGCAAAUGCUGGACACCUUCUGGCACCGGGAGAUCGACAACAUCAAGAACUUGGGACAAAAUGACUUCAAGAACCAAGAGUUACCAUUGGCUCGCAUUAAGAAGAUCAUGAAAUUAGACGACGACGUGAAGAUGAUAUCAGCGGAAGCGCCGGUUCUGUUCGCAAAGGCGGCGGAAAUAUUCAUAACAGAGAUCUCAUUGAGGGCUUGGAUUCACACGGAAGACAAUAAGCGGCGGACACUGCAGAGGAAUGACAUAGCGAUGGCCAUCACGAAGUACGAUCAGUUCGACUUCCUCAUC
Oppiella nova is the source of this 456-nucleotide messenger RNA. Lineage: Eukaryota; Metazoa; Arthropoda; Arachnida; Sarcoptiformes; Oppiidae. The record is from the annotation of a GenBank genome assembly.